Molecule: messenger RNA, 792 nt
Organism: Caretta caretta (loggerhead turtle)
Lineage: Eukaryota; Metazoa; Chordata; Testudines; Cheloniidae
Gene: INPP1
Product: inositol polyphosphate-1-phosphatase
Molecular function (GO): inositol-1,4-bisphosphate 1-phosphatase activity
Source: RefSeq, a predicted model, not a curated record
AUGAUGAUGGGAGUCCGAUUUCCAGGUUUGGAAAAAAACAUUGCUGGGGAGGAAUCCAAUGAAUUCACUAAUGAGCUGGAGAAAACUGCAUAGUUUCUUAGUAAAGUUCUUGCUGGUAACAUUCUAGCAUCAAAGUUACUAGCUGAAGUAGUUCAUUAGGAUGUUGCAUUUACAGACCCACUGGAUACAGUAAAGGAGAUAAAUAUUCCACAAGAUAUUAUGGGUAUCUGGGUGGAUACUAUAGAUUCCACUUCCCAGUAAAUAAAAGGUUCUACAGAUAUCUAGCCAAAUCAAGGAGUUUUCCCAUCUGGGCUUCAGUGUGUAACUAUUUUAACUGGAGCAUAUGACAUACAAACUGAGAUGCCUUUGAUGUUAGUCAUCAAUCAACCAUUUGCAGCACAAGAUCCAAGGACAUUCAGGUGAAAAGGAGAAAUAUUUUUUCAAUGGGCGUUUUCCCUGGGAAAAGGAUUUCACCCAUGGUCUCAACAUGCAACUGGUUACAAAAGCCUUUGAGUUAUACAAGGUUUUAUUGAUAUUUACCUCAUUUCAGAAGAUUCCACGUUCAAGUGGAACUGCUAUGCCCUGCAUGCCAUGCUGAGAUCCUUAGGAGGAGGAAAAGUAGACUUGAAAGAAUGCUUAAUGAGAAGACAACAAAUAGUGCAUGAUGUGCCACAUUUACUAUAUAAUGUAGAAGUUUAAGGGGCCCCUGAAACAGAAAAAUGAGCCAAUAAAGGUGGGGUUGCAGCUUACAGAUCUGAGAAACAUUUGGAAAGCUUUAAGUCUUCUGAUUAA